AUGAGCAGAAAUAGGAAGCUUGGUCUAACACCAAUGAAUACGCUGUCUACCCAAACAGACCCAACAAAAGCGCCUACAAGACAUACAGGCGAUCGAUACCAGCUGGAGAGGCAAAAAAACAUUAGUAGCAGUGAACCAGCUGUUUUAGAUAUCUCAGAAUUUCCAGGUUAUGUUCCUCCGUCAAAAAGACUUAAGUCCUCCCAGACUUCUAAGUUUACGACGCUUAGUGCUUCAGAAUCACAUAUAGGAAGUGGUAUGUUGCUUCCGCGCGUAGAAGAAACGGAUAUAUUGGAAGGCUAUAUUGAGGUCAUAGAUGAAAGUGGUGAAUUUCAGCUGGUAGAUGAGGCCAUUGUAGAAGUAGUAAGCGACAAUGAGCUGAGUGUGUACCGUGGUAGGAAGGAAAAUAUGAAAGAGGAAGAGCGAUUCCUGGAUUUAAAUAUAGCAAGAGAUGUACAUGUAUUCUACUUUGACAUGCACACCACAUGUAUGGGUAUUCAAUUACACAAUACGGUUUCAAUAAACUGUAGGGGGAGAUCUAUUCCGGUAUUAAUGAUACUUUGGGGGAGCAAAGAAGAUAAGUCGGAUGCGAAGUUAAUUGAUAUUUCGAAGAAUGUGAUGAAAACAGGUAUACAUGUGAACGAUAUGAGUUCUAAGGAUGAGAUUAUGGAUGCCAUGAAAAUGUCCUAUAAGUCAACAUCCUCGAUAACUAAGCACAAAAGAAUAAACCUUUUGGAAAAAGCGCUGACAUCUCUCAAUAGUACGAGUACAUUAAAGAAGAGAUAUGGUAAAUCGGGCCAAGUAAUAAACCUACCGGCGCGAUCUGUUCCUAUUGAAUCUUCUGAUAGUGAUAGCUCUCCUGGUAGAAAUAAAAUCUCGUCGAAAACAUUUUACGGGACUGAUAAAUCAUCUCCGUCCAAACGGGUCCUGUCGGACUAUUCUUAUUCAAAUCUAAGAAAGUCUACGAGGGUGUUGGUACCGGGGCCAAAAAGAGCAUAUACAUUAGAUGAUACAGAUGAAGAACUGGAAACUCCCAAAGCAUUUAAACCCGCAUUGCAUUACGUUUUUUGUGACGGUUCAAAGUAUUCAGUUAAUAAUCAAGACUUCAAAUGUCUUUAUAACCAUGAUUGGAUUAACGACACCAUUUUGGAUUUUUUUCUGAAAUACUACAUGGAAGAAUCGAUUCUUGCAAGAAGGUUCUCCGAAGAUGAUAUAUGUGUUUUGUCAUCUUUCUUUUACACGAAGCUUGUAAGCAACUUGGAAAGUUGCUAUGAAAACGUAAAAAAAUGGGUUGCGAACUCAAACCUUAUGGAGGCUAGAUAUGUGAUUAUACCUAUUAAUGUUAAUUUCCACUGGUUUGGAUGUAUUAUUACUAAUUUACGGGAAGUCCUGAGGUUGUUCAGGGAGGGGCAACUUAACAACUGGGAAGCGGAAACUGGUAAAGACUGGACUUUAAAUGAAGAGAAGAAAAGUUCCUACCCUACGAUAUACAUUUUGGUCUAUGAUUCUCUGCGACAAACGCAUUCCCGCGAAGUUGAUCCUAUUAAGGUUUUCUUGAUAGAUUACGUUAAAGAUAAAUAUGGAUUUGAGAUACCACGGGCUCUGAUAAGGAUGAAGAUGUGUACAGUUCCUCAACAACCUAAUAUGAGUGAUUGCGGCGUCCAUGUAAUUUUAAAUACUAGGAAAUUCCUAGAAGACCCUAAAAAAACCAUACAAUAUUGGUUUCUAAAACCUAACCAUGCAAUUGUGAGGGAGAUAAAUCUUUAUUUUGAGAAGAAGAAACGUAAAACUGCGAGAAAAGACCUUCGGGAUGUCCUUUGGAAGUUACAGAAACAGCAAAUUGAUAUCCAAGGGAAUGUUGAUGAACCCGAGUCAUAUUCAGGUGACGAGGGAAACCAUAGCGACAUUGAGAUUAUUGAGAAAUCUGAUAUGGCUCCUAAAGAAAAUAACAGACAAUCCUCUCCUCAAAAUGAAAUCAGUCAUGAGGCUAAUGCCUCUAACGGUCAUGCUUUGCUUCCAACUACAAAUGUAGACCAGUCACCUACUUUACACGCUAGUGGUGAGGGUAAACAUUUUCUCACAGGUUCAGUUGACGCAUCGCCAGACGCAACUAUUCAUACUAAAGCAUUAGACAAUAACCAUAUUGUUGCUAGCAUUGCACAAAAUAAAGGCAAAAAUGAGAGACGCCGCUGCCUAUUAAGCAGUCCUGAACGUGAACCAUUAGAUAGCAAGGAAUCAGGGAAAGAUCCUGUGAUAUUUAAGGUUGGUAAUACUCCGAAUGAUCAUGCUUCAGCUUCAAUGCAUACAGAGAGCCCUUCUAAAACAAAUAGCAUUUACCCAAUUAGGAUUAACAGCAUCGGUAUAUCCGAAAAUAAUGGUUCAACCAGCACCAUUACCCACCAGCGCGAACUGGGUAAUUUAAGUGGUAGUCCAGCGACAAAAUCGACAAAGUUAUCUUAUGCUGGCCUAAACUCAGGGUCUAAGACACCCCAGUGGCAGACGCGCCGCUAUACGGAUAAUAGCUCACCUGGUACAAAACACCUAGAGUUAGGACAAAAUUCAAAUGAAGACCUGGUUCUAUUAGGGAAUCGUGUAGAUUCUGCUAGGUUUCAGAAAUAUGAGGUAGAAAAUAAAUCAGCUCAGGUUUCGGUUCAGGUUUCGCCUCAUAUUUAUCAUGCUGCCAAUCAUCGCCACUCUUCAAGCGCGGGCGUGAAAACGCCCUCCUCCGUCGAUCGCAAUGAACCUCAUGAAAUUCGAAGCGAAGAUACUGACGAUUAUAACGGACCAGAUUCUAUUCUAAAUGAAACGGUACAUGAAACAUCCCCAUAUAGAUUGAGGGGCUCUGUUCGCAGCAGAAAGGCUGCAAAGGAAGCUAAUCCAGAAUUAAUAGAAGUCGAAGACCUAACGACUGACAAUUACAUUUUGACACCUGCGAAAAGAACUACAUAG
Molecule: messenger RNA, 2946 nt
Organism: Eremothecium sinecaudum
Lineage: Eukaryota; Fungi; Ascomycota; Saccharomycetes; Saccharomycetales; Saccharomycetaceae
Gene: ULP2
Product: SUMO protease ULP2
Exons: 1
Coding region: 1-2946 (981 amino acids)
Biological process (GO): proteolysis
Molecular function (GO): cysteine-type peptidase activity
Source: RefSeq, a predicted model, not a curated record